Hyla sarda is the source of this 6276-nucleotide messenger RNA. RefSeq names its product zinc finger DHHC-type palmitoyltransferase 17 (gene ZDHHC17). Gene Ontology annotation, cellular component: Golgi membrane. NCBI's taxonomy places the organism in Eukaryota, Metazoa, Chordata, Amphibia, Anura, Hylidae. The record is from RefSeq and is a predicted model, not a curated record. The transcript is spliced from 17 exons. The coding region runs from base 87 to 1958 and encodes 623 amino acids. Gene Ontology annotation, biological process: protein palmitoylation. Gene Ontology annotation, molecular function: protein binding; palmitoyltransferase activity.
UGUCCUCAGUAUUGUGUGACAGGACAACAGCCUCUCCCUCCCCGGCUGCUCAUUACCCACAAUGCAGCGGGGGAUUUAACACCAAGAUGGCUGACACUAUGGAGGAAUAUGAGAAAGACGCUGGCUGCGUCCCGAUCCUGCACCCUGAGGAAAUCAAGACUCAGGGUCACUACAAUCAUGGUUACAGCACGGAAUCCAUGGGACGUAAAAGCCACAUGGACGACUAUAGUACAUGGGAUAUUGUCAAAGCCACACAGUAUGGAAUCUACGAGCGCUGCAGAGAGCUGGUGGAAGCAGGCUAUGAUGUGCGACAGCCUGACAAAGAGAAUGUUACUCUGCUUCAUUGGGCUGCCAUUAACAAUAGGAUAGAUCUAGUGAAGUUCUACAUAUCUAAAGGUGCUAUUGUGGACCAACUGGGAGGUGAUUUAAACUCCACUCCUCUGCAUUGGGCUACAAGACAGGGUCAUCUCUCCAUGGUUGUCCAAUUGAUGAAAUAUGGUGCCGACCCCUCACUUAUAGAUGGAGAAGGCUGCAGCUGUAUUCACUUAGCUGCCCAGUUUGGGCAUACCUCAAUUGUGGCCUAUCUUAUAGCAAAGGGACAGGAUGUAGAUAUGAUGGAUCAGAAUGGCAUGACUCCAUUAAUGUGGGCAGCUUAUAGGACACAUAGCGUGGACCCCACAAGACUUCUGCUUACGUUUAAUGUGUCUGUUAAUCUUGGGGACAAAUACCACAAGAACACUGCAUUACACUGGGCUGUUUUGGCUGGAAAUACUACAGUCAUUAGUUUGCUUCUUGACGCUGGUGCCAAUGUUGAUGCACAGAAUAUUAAGGGAGAAUCGCCGCUUGAUCUAGCAAAACAGAGGAAAAAUGUCUGGAUGAUUAACCAUUUGCAAGAAGCGAGACAAGCAAAAGGCUAUGAUAAUCCCUCAUUCCUGAAAAAGCUAAAGGCAGACAAAGAAUUCCGUCAAAAAGUAAUGCUAGGAACACCAUUCCUGGUGAUCUGGUUGGUUGGGUUCAUUGCUGAUCUUGAUAUUGAUUCCUGGUUAAUCAAGGGACUCAUGUAUGGUGGAGUUUGGGCAAUGGUGCAAUUCUUAUCAAAGUCUUUCUUUGAUCACUCAAUGCAUAGUGCUCUUCCCCUUGGGAUAUAUCUGGCAACCAAGUUUUGGAUGUAUGUUACCUGGUUCUUCUGGUUUUGGAAUGAUCUGAACUUUCUCUUCAUCCAUCUUCCAUUCUUGGCGAACAGUGUUGCACUGUUUUAUAAUUUUGGUAAAUCCUGGAAAUCUGAUCCAGGCAUUAUCAAGGCUACAGAGGAACAAAAGAAAAAGACAAUUGUAGAGCUUGCUGAAACCGGCAGCCUGGAUCUGAGUAUAUUCUGCAGUACCUGUUUGAUAAGAAAACCAGUGAGGUCUAAGCACUGUGGCAUUUGCAAUCGUUGCAUAGCAAAGUUUGAUCACCACUGUCCUUGGGUUGGCAAUUGUGUAGGUGCAGGUAACCAUCGCUAUUUCAUGGGGUACCUAUUUUUCCUGCUCUGCAUGAUCUGUUGGAUGAUUUAUGGGUGCAUAUCCUAUUGGGGAAUACAUUGUGACACUACAUACAGUAAAGAUGGAUUUUGGACGUAUGUGACCCAGAUUGCUACCUGUUCGUCCUGGAUGUUCUGGAUGUUCCUCAAUAGUGUGUUUCACUUAAUGUGGGUCGCUGUGUUAUUGAUGUGUCAAAUGUACCAGAUAUCAUGUUUGGGAAUUACUACAAAUGAGCGGAUGAAUGCAAGGAGAUACAAACACUUCAAAAUCACAACCACAUCAAUUGAAAGCCCUUUCAACCAUGGAUGUAUCAGAAAUAUCAUAGACUUCUUUGAAUUCCGAUGCUGCGGUCUCUUCCGCCCUGUAACAGUGGACUGGACAAGGCAAUACACAAUAGAGUAUGAACAAACGUCAGGCUCAGGUUAUCAGCUGGUGUAGUCUCCACAGAGCCGCCACUCUCACAUGAUCCAAUAUGGGUGGUACCUGAAGAUGUCUAUAUGUCUCUCGCGAAAACUUGCCCCUUGAACUAUAGCAUGCUGUUUGUAGGGCUAUUGAUAAAUCUUACAGUACCUUCUCUGUCAGCAUUUUAUCAACCACAGUGACCAUGGACAGGACCUUUUGCCCGCACUGAUGUAGAGAAAGAAGAUACAGGGGGGGGGAGGAUUUUAACUGAUCCCUGUAUAGGAAAUAUUUUGAACAGCCGUGAAUCUGCAAUCUGUGUUUUUGUUCUGUGUAUUUUUAUUUUUAAUGAUUAUUUAUUUUGCACCAUUCACAACAAAGCAUGGCAUUGCUCUCUCGACAAGCUUCAGUCUUGGUCUGCUUGAACAAAAUCUAUUUGUUGCCCCUUUCUUUCUGCAUACACCCGGUAGAAUGAGACUUUUUAGUACUCCAUCACGAUUCCCUAAUGUGGCCUGGCUUGAUCUACAAUACUGUGGCAUUUUCUUCCUGUAAUGUGAUCUCCCAGUCGUGCUCUAUACUAGUGUCAUUGAAAAUGUGAAUCUUAAUGCUGGGCUGAAGAAUCCUACGUUUCUUUGGGCCUUUGGCGUUAACUUGACGAAGUGGGCACGUGAAGAUGUUAAACACAAAAAUGAAUGUAUGUUUCCUGCAUUGUUUGACUGUCAGCUGUCCUUGCCAUCUAAUUCUGGAUCUGAUGAAAAGUAUCCCUUUGUGAAGUUGAGCAGUCCUCAGCAGUUGCAUGCAAGUAGUGUUCAAUAGGAUUAUAAGGAAACACUAGUACAUCGCCAAAUUAAGUCACUUAGAGCUUGUUCAGAGCUGAAGUGUUGACUGGAUACCGUGCUCACGUCCUGGACAAAGCCCUGUUCACACUGACGAGACAGCACUGGAAAUGGAUGUGGAGCCAAAGAAAAUAUGGUGGUUGUUUGUUAUUUUUCCAUUUUGUUUGUGCAGUUUAGAGCGUGCUCCUCUGUGUUAUUCUUUGGGGAGGGGAAGGCGGUAUAGAACUGUAUAUAUUACUAAAUGCUUUGUCAUGUUGUCACUUUAUAGUAGUUCAGCUCCAAAAAUAUCUGCUGGUUAAUGGCAAAAUUGUUACUGGGCAUUAAAGGAGAUAUCCAGUGGUGAAAAACUUAUCCCCUAUCCUAAGGAUAGGGGAUAAGUUUCAGAUCCCGGGGGUUCCGAGCGCUGGGGCCCCCCUGCGAUCUCCUGUACGGGGCCCAGACAGCCCGUGGAAAGGGGGCGUGUUGACCACUGCACGAAGCGGUGGCUGACACGCCCCCUCAAUACAACUCUAUGGCCUUCGGCAAUCUCCGGCUCUGCCAUAGAGUUGUAUUGAGAGGGCGUGUAGGUCGCCGCCAAGUGCGGUGGUGCCUGAGCCUGGCCCCCAUACAGAGAGAUCGCGAGGGGCCCCAGCAGUCGGACCCCCCGCGAUCUGAAACUUAUCCCCUAUCCUUAGGAUAGUGGAUACGUUUUUCACCACUGGACUACUCCUUUAAUUUCUAUGGUCACUUCCCUGUGGUAUAGACUAUAAAAACAAUACUGGUACAACAUGUAUAUGUGAACAUCAGAAUGUCACCAAACAAAACCUAGGAGACCUCUCCGUAGAUCUGAGAUAUCUGAAAUAACCUUGCUGCUUCUCUGUAAAUUAUUAUUAUUUUUUGUUUAUUUUAGUAGAAAAAAGGGAAUUCUGUAUAUUGUGACCUAUGUACGGACUAUAUGGAAAAUUACUUUGUGGGGAGACAUUAAUGUGCUCCAUAUUUUUGGGUUGAUUUAAGUGAUGGAACAGUGACACUAAGCAUUGCACAAAAGGGAAUGUGUUCUAGUGGAAAUGUAUUUGUGGUUUUGGUAUAUAAAAUGAUUUCCAGAACUUUCUCCUCCCUUUUGAUGCUGGUGGGGAAAAAACACCACAAACAAGCAAGGGGUAGGAUUCGAAAGCAUAGCUUAAACAAUCUUUCGUAUUGUGAAUAGAGAUAAGUGAAGUUACAGUGAUUUGAUUCGUCACGAACUUCUCGGCUCGGCAGUUGCUGACUUUAGCCUGCAUACAUUAGUUCAGCUUUCAGGCGCUCCGGUGGGCGGGAAAAGGUGUAUACAGUCCUAGGAGAGAGUCUCCAGCCCACCAGAGCACCUGAAAGCUGAACUAAUUAAUGCAGGCUAAAGUCAGCAACUGCCGAGCCGAGAAGUUUGUGACGAAUCAAAUCACUAACGCUCAUCUCUAAUUGUGAACAUAUCAACAAUGUGCUCAAAUGUCCUAGAAAGGCAAUAAAUCCACAGUAGAUAUGGAAAGUGCUAUUCCACCCUGUGCCAUAGAUAUUUUUGCUUUUAUAGGGUGAUGGAUUUUACACUAAAACUGCACUUAUAUUUGAUGUAGGUAGAGGAAUAUUUGUGCCGAUAAAUCUUUAACCCCCUUGAGGCAAUUACGGUACUUUUCUACACUCAGCCGUAUGGAAAAUUAUAAUAGUCUAUCCCAGAACACUUUUUUUUUUUCUUGUUUAACUUUCUAUAGAACUCAACAAUGCUGCGCUGACCUAUUUUAAAUAGCUUCUUAUAAUGGUCAGACCUCCUGUUAAAUGAUAAAAUAUUGAAAUAUAACUGUUUCUCAUGACCUUAGUAUUGAACAUAUGGGUAGACAUUGACAUUGUCCCAGAUUUACGAUUGCAAAAGUGCCAGAAAUCUGGUUCAAUUUGCACCAAAAAAAGAAAAAACACAUUGAGGGAGAUUUAUCAAAAACCUGUGUAGAGGAAGAGUGGUGCCGUUGCCCAUAGCAACCAAUGCUUAUUUCAUUUUUCAAAGGUCUCUUUAAAAAUGAAAGCAUCAAUCUGGUUGCCAUGGGCAACUGCACCACUUUUCCAUUGCAGUGUUUUUGAUAAAUCUCGCUCAUUUAUUAUAAUUCUUUUCUUUUUUUUCUUUAAUCAUUUUUUUUCCCGGUGUCUGACAAAUUGUGUGGUUUCGGGAAAGGUGUGUGGCUUAAAAUGCCUACAUUUUUUCACAUGGUUCUGCUUUAAAGGGGUAAUCCGCUGCUCAGCAUUUGGAAUAAACUGUUCCAAACGCUGGAGCCGACAGUGGGUGGCGUCAAAGCCCCGCCCCCUCAUGAUGUCACGCCCCAUCCCCUCAAUGCAAGUCUAUGGGAGGGGGCGUGACGAAUAAAGGAGACUUGCAUUGAGGGGGUGGAACGUGACGUUAUGAUGGGGCGGGGCUUCGACAUCACAAGCUCCCGAUGCCGGCUCCAGCGUUCGGAACAGUUUGUUCCAAACGCUGAGCAGCGGAUUAUCCCUUUAAAGUAAGCCAGCAAAUAGUGUGUCCAAACUUAGACUCACCAGACACACCAGAUUUAUCAGUCAGCCUGAUGCAUGUUGGUAAAUCUGUCGCAAGAUUUCGACCGCUUUAGUAAAUCUAGGCCAUAUAACUCCACUGUAUAACACUAGUUGGCCUCACACCAUCCUAAAAAAAAAAUCAAUUGGGAGAGAGAAAACUGCCCCUCGCAGACAAGUCAGUCUUUGGGUAUGUUCACACAGGGAAUACGGUAUAUGCUGUAGUUUUUCUUAACUGCAUUCAUGCACAGAAGUUCUGCACCAUGUCCAGUAGCAGUAGAGUAGAUACGAUUUGUAGGAAUCAUGUCUGCAUGCCUAAAAAUAUCCACAGUAAAUCUGCACAGAUAUUGUAGAUUUGCCGCAUGUCAAUUGAUGCAGGUACUAUGCAGAUUUAAUGCAGAUUUUCCCCAUUGAAGUAAAUAUCUUCAAUAAAUCCACAAUUGUAAAUUUUGCUACAAAAACUCCAGCAGAUUUAAGUCAGAUUCCCUAAAUGCGGAUUCCAAAUACUGUAUUUCUGUCCUGUGAAUCACGCUUUAGUAGAUUUUGUUCAACUGAAUGGCACUUGCAUGUUUUUGUCCACCCCAAAGAACACCAUUCAGAAGCUGAAUUGCAUUUGUAGAAUAGAAAUCCCUCCAACCCCCCCCCCCCCCCUUAUUUAUUUUUUUGUAGAGAAAAACCACCACUUUAUUCCUAAAUGCUAGAAUAUACUCGGUUGGAGCUAUGCACAAACAGCGAGUUUGUACAUGUAAAUAGAUAAUCCGAUAACUUAUCACAUCAGUGACUUUGAUGUUAUUUGCUAGGAUAUUUAUGCUGCUGUUUUUUUUGUUUUGUAUAUCCAAAAAGUUUCAGGGAAUUUUAAGUUUGUUCAUGUUCCCUGUAAAUGUAAAGAAAUACUCCUGGGAAAAAAAAAAUCUGAACAGUUUUGCCUGGGUAGUUGUAACCUUUGUACUAGAGAUGAGCGAAUUUACAGUAAAUUCGAUUCGUCACGAACUUCU